AUGACCAUGACCAUGACCAGGUCCAUGUCCAGACUCCAACCUGUCCUGCUCACUUCCUCUCUCUCUUCCUCUUCCCCUUCCUCUUCCCCUUCCCCUUCCUCUUCCUCCAUCUUCCUGUGUGGGUGUGGAGACAGAAUUCAGAUAGGCUCCCCCCCCAAACCCCCAUGUGCAGUGGACCAACAUUCUGUGCCUCGUCCUCCACCAGACGUCUACCACUACCACUACCACUACCACUGCCACUACUACAUCAUCCACAUCUCGUCUUACCCUACAGCGGCUGCCGCCAUCGCCGCACCAGACACGGCAGACUCGCACCGUUGCUGCUGCUGCUGCUACUGCUGCUACUGCUGCUACUGCUGCACGGCAUCGCCAGGCAUCCUCGUGCAGCCGUGGCAUCUUAUUUUGUUCGAGCGCUCGCUUGCCGCGCCCCGCAGCAACCCCAAGUCGCAGUUCGCUCUUCUCGCACCACACCGUCGUGUGUGGUUGACUGCCCCUCCCCCUCUCCUCUCUAGGGGCCCUGCCAGCCAUCUGCCAGUCAGUGUGCUGAGCACUGUCAACACUGUCUGUCAACCGCAAAGUCCGUCCCACUUUGCGCCCAAACAACGCCCGCUUUCGCCCGCCGACGCCGCCCGCUUGGCAAGCCCAACUUACUACAGUAGCGCCACGAUCUGUCUGACCGCCUUCCGGCUUGCGGGCCUCUCUUUCGUCUCUGGCCGCUACUACAACUCUUGCCCGUUGCACACCGUCGGACCCUUGUUCUGCGACCCAUUGGCAAUACCCCCCGAACAUCCCGCACCCUUGAGCCUCCCCUCCUCCCCCGCCAUCCACCGACCAUUUGCUGCCACUACAGAUCCCCAACUGGCAGCAUCCACAUCCAGCAAUCUACCCUCCACGUUGCACAAAUCCGCCCCCAAAGCGUACCCCUCCCACCAGCCUUCCCCUCGUCCUCUCUGCGCCGCAUCUUCUUUCUGCGAGUCGACCACCCAGAGCGGAACAGAGCCACACAUACCACCCUCUCUCUCUUCUCUCCACUCUCACCUCAGCAUCCUCGCCUCAAUACCUGUCCGACCGGACUGCCCGGCCCCAACACCGACCCCACCGAUACUACCCACACCACCACAACCACGUCCCUGCCUCGACAAGUUUGCUAUCUUGUGA
Messenger RNA from Plenodomus lingam JN3, 1158 nucleotides. The record is from RefSeq and is a predicted model, not a curated record. NCBI's taxonomy places the organism in Eukaryota, Fungi, Ascomycota, Dothideomycetes, Pleosporales, Leptosphaeriaceae.